Mugil cephalus (flathead mullet) is the source of this 5994-nucleotide messenger RNA. It is a transcript of the gene hip1, whose product is annotated as huntingtin interacting protein 1. The record is from RefSeq and is a predicted model, not a curated record. NCBI's taxonomy places the organism in Eukaryota, Metazoa, Chordata, Actinopteri, Mugiliformes, Mugilidae. Gene Ontology annotation, cellular component: actin cortical patch; presynapse; extrinsic component of postsynaptic membrane. Gene Ontology annotation, molecular function: phosphatidylinositol-3,5-bisphosphate binding; phosphatidylinositol-3,4-bisphosphate binding; clathrin light chain binding. Gene Ontology annotation, biological process: endocytosis; clathrin coat assembly; actin filament organization. The transcript is spliced from 32 exons. Bases 470 to 3517 code for a protein of 1015 amino acids.
CACUCUGCGGGCUCCAUGCUACCAUUGUCUAACAAGAGAGCGGGCUAUUUGCAAACUAAAGGUAGCCCACUACCAGCGGUGGGCUGAUCCGCACUAGCAGCAGGGCUGCUUUUAACGUGACAUGAGCGGCUGAGACCAGCGGCUGUCUCCGUGUUGUUCCCUCCACACUGCUCCGGCUUGUCGGGGAGUCGGAUGCUGGAAGUCCUCGCCGAUCGGGGAGCACGUAGGGCUCGGACAGAAAGCAGAAGGGACGCGGAAGGAAGGAAGAAAAGAUAGAGGAUCGUUUUAAUACCAAAUCGGGACACAUGUUGAGCUAAGGGCCCGCUCCACCUCCCCUCCUUCUCCUCCCAAAUGCAUUUGUUGCCUCAAUCUCUUCCCCGUUACUAAUUACUCGGCGUUAGGAUAAAGCCAACGGGUCUUCCUCUUCGGCUCCGAGGGAUCCUCGCUCGCCGCUUUUAGGGGGACGAUCAUGGAUCUGAGUAAAAUUGCUGUCAGCAUCAAUAAGGCCAUCAACACACAGGAGGUCGCUGUCAAAGAGAAGCAUGCCAGGACUUGCAUCUUGGGGACCCAUCAUGAGAAAGGCGCCCACACCUUCUGGGCAGCGGUCAACCGGCUCCCUCUCUCCAGCAAUGCGGUGCUCUGCUGGAAGUUCUGCCAUGUCUUCCACAAGCUACUGCGAGACGGACACCCAAACGUGAUAAAGGACUCCAUGAGAAACAAGGCUGAUUUAACUGAUAUGAGCAGGAUGUGGGGUCACCUGAGUGAAGGCUAUGGGAAGCUGUGCAGCAUCUACCUCAAACUGCUCAUCACUAAAAUGGAGUUUCACAUCAAAAACCCUCGUUUCCCCGGCAACCUUCAAAUGUCAAACAGACAGCUGGACGAGGCAGGAGAGAAUGACGUCAACAACUUCUUCCAGCUGACCGUGGAGAUGUUUGACUACCUGGAGUGUGAGCUGAACCUUUUCCUGGGUGUGUUCAGCUCUCUGGACAUGUCUCGGUCGGUGUCGGUGACGGCGGCCGGUCAGUGUCGCCUGGCUCCCCUCAUCCAAGUCAUCCUGGACUGCAGCCAUCUGUAUGACUACACCGUCAAGCUGCUGUUUAAGCUGCACUCCUGCCUUCCAGCUGACACUCUCCAGGGCCACAGAGAUCGCUUCCAGGAACAGUUUAAAAAGCUAAAGAGUCUCUUCUAUCGCUCAAGUAACUUGCAGUAUUUCAAGAGGCUGAUUCAGAUCCCACAGUUGCCUGAGAACCCUCCAAACUUCCUGCGUGCGUCAGCUCUGUCAGAGCACAUCAGCCCCGUGGUCGUGAUCCCCGCCGAGUCGUCAUCCCCCGAGUCAGAGCACGUGGUGGAAACAGACGAUCUGGUGGACACAGACAUCCCCGCGCUGCCGGCUGCCGUGGAGACCAAGUUCGAUGACCUGUUUGGCACCUCGGCCGCUAUCGACCCCUUCAACUUCAACAGCCAGAACGGCAUGCGCAAAGAUGACAAAGACCGUCUGAUCGAGCAGCUGACGAGGGAGAUCCAGGCGCUCAAAGAAGAGCUGGAGUCUUUCAGGCUAGAGAGUGGUCGGUUGUGUCAGGCACUGAGGGGGCGUGUCAGUGAGCUGGAGGCGGAGCUCGCUGAGCAGAGCCACCUGAGGCUGCAGGCUGUAGGCGAGAGCGAGUUCCUGAAGGCGGAGCUGGACGACCUAAGGAGGGUCAGAGAGGACACGGAGAAGGAGCAGCGGAGCCUGACGGAGAUUGAGAAAAAAGCUCAGGCCAAUGAGCAGCGCUACACCAAACUGAAGGAGAAGUACACAGAGCUGGUUCAGAGUCAUGCCGACCUGCUGAGGAAGAAUGCAGAAGUGACCCGACAGAUGACAGUAGCUCGGGCCGCGCAGGAUGAAGUGGACGCAGUGAGGAAAGAGAUGCAAGAGAAGGUGAAGGCUGCUCAGGAGGUCGCAGACAGACAGGAGAGGGAUCAGCUAGAGCAGCUUCAGGAGCUACAGAGAGAGCUGGUGUCCAGCCGGACUGAGCUGGACUCCCUGAAAAUCACCAUGGCAUCAUCACAGCAGGCUUCAAGCGAGGUGCUCAGCACCCAGCUGGCUACCUUGGAGUCUGAGAAAGCCGAGCUGGUGCAGUCUUUGACGAAGGUGGAGGCAGAGCUGGUGGUCCAGGGGGAGGAGCUGCAGCGAGUCCAGAGCUCACUGGCCACUGAGCGGGAGAGUGGGGUGAAGACGGCAGAAACCCUGCAGAAUCAGCUCAAUGAGAAGGAGAGCAGGGAGCAGGCACUGGAGAGCCAGCUGGUGGCGGCUCGUUGGUCCAGUUUGCAUGGAGCAGUGGAGGAGGCAGAGAAGAUCAUCCAGGACUCUCUGGCUCAGAUUGAUGACCCGGCUCACAUCAGCUGCACCAGCUCCGCAGACUACCUUGCCUCCAGAUGCCAAGCCUCUUUAGACUGUAUGGACCGAUUACAUUCUGCCAGAGAGGCCUUCUUGAGUGACAGCACGGGCGUGUCUGAGCUGGUUCGAGUGGUGACCCAGUGUGGCCACCUGGUGGGAGACACCAUCGUUCAGGGUAGUGCCACCUCUCACAUGGUGCCUGUGGAGCAAGCUGAUGCCCUGUCGGAGAGUGUGAAGGCUUGUGGGGCUGAAGCUCUGGCUCUGCUGGGACAGAUGAAGCAGGAGGACAGUCUGAGCGCAGCGGACAACAGCAAGUUGAAGGCAGCUCUGGAGGCCAUCCUGGCUACUGCAGAGAAACUGCGUCCUCGGGGUUUGGAGCUACAGCAAGGGGAGCUGGGAGAUCUUGUGGAGCAGGAAAUGGCUGCCACUUCCGCUGCAGUGGAAUCAGCAGCUGCCAGGAUAGAGGAAAUGCUCAACAAGUCUCGAGCAGUUGAUACAGGAAUCAAGAUGGAGGUCAACGAGAGGAUCUUGGCCUCCUGCACAGAGCUGAUGCAGGCCAUCAAGGAGCUUGUCCUGUCUUCCAAAAAUCUGCAAAGGGACAUUGUGGAGAGCGGCAGGGGGGCAGCCUCAAUGAAGGAAUUUUAUGUCAAGAACUCCCGCUGGACUGAGGGCCUGAUCUCUGCCUCUAAAGCAGUGGGAUGGGGCGCCACAGUCAUGGUGGAUGCUGCAGACCUGGUGGUGCAGGGCAAAGGAAAGUUUGAGGAGCUGAUGGUGUGUUCACAUGAAAUAGCUGCCAGCACUGCACAGCUAGUGGCUGCUUCCAAGGUAAAAGCAGACAAAGACAGUGCCAACCUGCACCGUCUGCAGAACGCGUCCCGUGGGGUCACACAGGCCACUGCUGCUGUUGUGGCCUCCACCAAGUCUGGGAAAUCACAGAUUGAAGAGAAAGAUACAAUGGACUUCUCCAGCAUGACUCUCACCCAGAUCAAACGACAAGAGAUGGACGCACAGGUCCUUGUUCUAGAGCUGGAGACCCGUCUGCAGAAGGAGCGAGAACGUCUCGGCGAGCUGAGGAAGAAGCACUAUGAGCUGGCUGGUGUGGCAGAGGGCUGGGGCCAGGAAGAGGAGGGCACAGGAUGAGACCUGCCACUGCUGUCAAACCCCUCGUCCUCCACCUGAAGACUGGCUUCUGUCUGCCUCUUUCUAUUUAUAGACACACUUUUCAGUCUAUUGCUCCCUUGUUUUCUUUUUUCUUUUCUUUUUUCUUUUUUUUCACUUUUUGUUUGUAUGUUACCUAAGCCAAAUGAAAAGGUGCUUCUUUUCUAAACAUGCUUCUCCAACCCUAUCCAGAAGCUUCCAUAAAGGGUAUCACCAAGGGCUCAGUGGUGGUGGCCAUCGGAGGGAGGAACACAGGGAUGUAAUGUAAUUAUCGGAGCUUCAUGCCCCCCCUCCUUGCUUUCUCCUCCAGGAUUGUGUCAGUGCAGCACAGCAGUAUUUAUUGUCUUUGCUUUUCAUGGUUUUUAAUUGCGGCAAUUCCUCAAUGAGUCACAGCAGAGCACAAGAAGUUCUACCUGAGACAUCCUGGGAUGCUCUGCACACGGGCCAAGCUCUCAGCAGUAACAGUGGAGACCAGUGACUUGUCGCUGCCCAGAGUUCAUGUCUCUGUGUAACUUAGAUGGCAUGCAUGCUCUCCUGUCAAAGCACGUGUUUUGUUUUUUGUUUUCAUGAGCUUAUGAAGCUGUGGGAGCCGCUCUCCUCCUCCUCUUCCUCCAACUUUUCCUUAGUCUCGUCCUCUUCUUUUCUCACUGUGAGUUAUCACCUUAUUAAGUCCACGCCGCUUUACUGGCUGGCUCACUGGACUUUCUGCCUUUCACCUCCUCACCAUUGUAACGACCUUGACUGUUAACCUGUGCGAACCCCUUUUUUGCUUUUCUCUUUAUCUUAACCGAUGCUUUCACGGGAGCUCGUGAAGUAGUUGCAGAGCAGUAAAGUAGCACACAAAACAGUCUUCUCCCUGUGAGCUUUGAGACUGCCGUCUACCUCACGCUACGUCACCGGAGGCCGGAGGUAGCGGCGCAUCGUGGGGAAGUUUGAUGAGUAGUGAAGUGCUCCUCAAAACACUAACAGAAUGGUCUUAAUAUUUGUCAUUUCCUCUUUUAAUUCUUCUUCAACUGGGGAAGCAGGUAACAGGAAGCAGUUUUUAUAUACAGAAAAAGCCACAACACGGAUCUGAAAGGCAAAGUUAGUCCUGAAUCCAAGACUCUUUUACUGAUUGGUUUUGAUAUGACAGUGGUUGAGCAGAACUACAAACCUGUGGGGCUGAAAUCCACUCACAAACUAAACUGCCUGUCCCUGGACUCAUAGAGUUUCUGCCAGCAGCAGUGCAGGGCCGCCCGCUCAGUCACAAAAAAUCCAUAAAAGUCUGAAUAUUUGAAGUCCGACUUGAAGGAGAACUCAGAGCGGGAGUGUUCAGUGAUUUAGAUCCUGCCUCUUCAAACACACACAGGACCGACGGUUGACUGUCAUUUUCUGAAUCUUUCAAUAACCAACAGCCUGCGUUACCUGAACUGCUGUGGACUCUGAAGUGUGAGCCGCACAGUGUUUUCAAUAGCUUCCUCGAGACCAAGUAGCUGUGUAUAUAUGUAAACGACAAGCCGUCUGUUGUUAAAUAAUCACGUUCCUUUAAUCUCAAAGCUUCUGCAUCUCUCCAAGUAAUGAUUCAGUUUAAUUGAAUUAAGGAUACAAAAUGGUGCACACAAACACCACACGUGACUCAUGGGAGUCAUUGUUACUUUUUUCCCGAUGACUUUUGAUUAUUAUUUAACAGAAUUUCCUGCUGAGACUGAUGAACUGACAUUCAGCUUGUUGCCAGUGGACUGACCAUGCCUUUGUGGAAACCAUGAGAUAUUUUCAACCCAACAACCGUGGCUUUCUUUCUCUUUGUCUUAACGUACCCGGUUUUGGCGCUCCGCUUCAGCUGUGUAUCUCUAAAGAAAAGUUGCAACACUGGGUAUUUAACAGACGCUAGUUAAAUAGUAUUUGCCAAUAAUUCUUCCAUAUCCAGAGGGUUAUUUGGGGAAAAAGGAAGUUGUUAAAUACACUUUUUUUUGACACCAUCUAUCUGCUGCCCCAUCUCAGUUAAAGCAAGCAGCAAGUAUUAUUUGCAGUGCUGUUGUCUUCAGGUCUUGUUAUUUAAUGCUGAUUUUAGCUGUGUGCUGUCACUUAACACACAAUCUGGGCAAAGUGAUGUCAUUAGAAAUUUCAAUAUAAAACAAACAAAAAAAUACUAUAAAAGAAGGAUGAAAUGAGGGGUAUACCAAGUGUCUUGAAAGGUGACUUGAACGCACCUUGGGUGAUGCUUGGUUUUGGUUUUUGCCCAGAUCCUCUUUAUUAACCUUCCUUUGUCUCUUCUCUCUGUCUCUGUCUCUUUCGGGUUCGUGUCUGUAGUUGUACCAGCUCAGCCAGCCUUUCAAACUGCCUCAUGUUGUAGUUGGAGAGAAACAAAUACUCACAUAGCAACAUUGAAAUAUGUCUUUGUAUGAUAUACUAAAACUAUGUUGGUGGGUUUGAUUUUAUUUUUUCAGUUUUUAAAAUAAAUAUUUCAACUCAUUAAUACA